This is a messenger RNA of Brenthis ino (lesser marbled fritillary), 492 nucleotides long. The record is from the annotation of a GenBank genome assembly. Lineage: Eukaryota; Metazoa; Arthropoda; Insecta; Lepidoptera; Nymphalidae.
AUGGAGGUGCCUGCCUCCCUCCCCACGCCGCCCUCCGACUCUGACUCGGAUCCAGACGGCUCAGGGGAAGAAUCUGUCCCCGCCGACCCAGAGCAAUGGGAGCAGAAGGACGUGGUGCGCUGCGUGCGCUGGGUGUCGCGCACGUUUAGCGUGGCCGCCCCGCGCCGCCACCUGCUGCCCGCCUCCGGCCGGGGGCUGCUCGCUCUCACAGAGGAAAACUGGUUACAGGUGUGCGGUAACGACGCGCACUCGGCACGCAUCUUCCACACGUACCUGCAGCACACGCACGCGGCGGCGAAGGGCCGGCCGCCGCCCCCGCCCUUGCCUGAACACCAAGCCUCGUCCUCCACACCUCCAGAGCUAAUGAGAAGAAGCGCGCGGCACGUGGCCACUGUUGCGGCCGUCGCCAAAAAUGCGGACCGACAUGCGCCCGCGCCGGUGUCCCGCGCCCGCCGCAUUCCUGCUACGUUCAUCACUGGAACACGCUUUUCC